Messenger RNA from Herpailurus yagouaroundi (jaguarundi), 6384 nucleotides. RefSeq names its product desmoglein 4 (gene DSG4). The transcript has 16 exons. The record is from RefSeq and is a predicted model, not a curated record. Lineage: Eukaryota; Metazoa; Chordata; Mammalia; Carnivora; Felidae. Gene Ontology annotation, molecular function: calcium ion binding. Gene Ontology annotation, biological process: homophilic cell-cell adhesion. Bases 469 to 3591 code for a protein of 1040 amino acids. Gene Ontology annotation, cellular component: plasma membrane; desmosome.
GUGUUGUUAGUAUAUAUAAUUUUGCUUUUAUGAUGUUGGCAGAAGAAGAAGCCUACUAAUUUUAUUCAGCAUGAUGAUAGGCCCUAACAUCUUAAUUAUUUUUCAUGUUGUGAGUAAUUUAUUAUUCAUUGGGUAUCUUCCCUGUAAAUCUUGUCCUCCCUCUGUAAGAUUUUUCUUUGGUGUCCAACAAAGGGUUUCAUUGCAAUAAGAAUCAAGGUGUGUCUAUGUUCUUACCCAGAGCUCAAACAAUGCCAGCCUUCCAGACCAGCCCAAGAGUUUGGGGUGGGGAAACAGAGUCAUUAUAGAACAUCUUCAUUCCUCUGCCCAGAAAGCACCAGAGUUAUCACCCAUGCCCUCCUAAAAGGGCAUCUUAAAGCACAUCUUGCUGCAGAGCCGAAUUCAGAACCCAGAAGACUAGGACUAAAAUCAAAUUUCAUCCGGGUUCGUGUGCAAGAAAGACCUGAAGGAAUGGAUUGGCUCCUUUUCAGGAACAUCUGCCUUUUGAUCAUUUUAAUGGUGGUGCUAGAAGUAAACAGCGAAUUUAUUGUUGAGGUGAAAGAAUUAGACAUUGAAAAUGGCACUACAAAAUGGCAGACAGUCAGAAGACAAAAGCGGGAGUGGAUCAAGUUUGCUGCUGCCUGUCGAGAAGGAGAGGACAACUCCAAGAGGAAUCCGAUUGCCAGAAUCCGAUCAGACUGUGAAGCGAACCAGAAGAUUACAUACCGCAUCUCUGGGGUAGGAAUUGAUCGACCACCUUACGGAGUGUUCACCAUUAAUCCUCGGACUGGGGAAAUUAACAUCACUUCAGUGGUGGACAGAGAGAUAACCCCACUUUUCUUGAUCUAUUGCCGGGCUCUGAAUUCACGGGGUGAAGACUUAGAAAGACCUCUUGAGCUUAGAGUCAAAGUUAUGGACAUAAAUGAUAACCCUCCAGUUUUUACCCAAAAUGUGUACACAGCCAGCAUUGAAGAAAACAGUGAUGCAAACACACUGGUUGUAAAGUUAAGUGCCACAGAUGCAGACGAAGACAAUCAUCUGAAUUCUAAAAUAGCCUAUAAGAUCAUCUCUCAAGAGCCAGCAGGGGCACCAAUGUUCAUCCUGAACAGGUACACUGGAGAAGUCCGCACGAUGUCCAGUUUCCUUGACAGAGAGCAACACAGUAUGUAUAAUCUUGUGGUAAGGGGCUCAGAUCGAGACGGAGCUGCAGACGGACUGUCUUCUGAGUGCGACUGUAGAAUCAAGGUUUUAGAUGUCAAUGAUAACUUCCCCACUUUGGAGAAAACUUCCUACUCAGCAAGUAUUGAAGAGAAUUGUCUAAAUUCGGAGCUGAUACGAUUACAAGCAAUUGAUCUUGAUGAAGAAGGCACCGAUAAUUGGCUCGCAAAAUAUUUAAUUCUCUCCGGAAAUGAUGGGAAUUGGUUCGAUAUUCAAACAGACCCACGAACCAAUGAGGGCAUUUUGAAAGUCGUCAAGAUGCUGGAUUAUGAACAAAUGCCUAAUAUUCAUCUUAGUAUUGGAGUUAAAAACCAAGCUGAAUUUCACCACUCAGUUGCUUCUCAAUUCCGAAUGCACUCAACCCCUGUGAGAAUUCAGGUUGUUAAUGUGAGAGAAGGACCCACAUUUCAUCCAAAUUCCAUGACCUUCAGUAUUCGAGAAGGAAUAAAAGGAAAUUCCUUAUUGAAUUAUGUGCUUGGCACAUAUACAGCUAUAGAUAUGGACACAGGGAAUCCUGCAACAAAUGUCAGGUAUAUCAUAGGACAUGAUGCAGGCAGCUGGUUAAAAGUAGAUUCAAGGACUGGUGAGCUACAGUUGUCUAGGGAAUUUGAUAAGAAGUCAAAAUAUAUUACCAAUGGGAUAUACACAGCGGAGAUCCUGGCUGUAGAUGAUGGCUCUGGGAAAACAGCAACAGGAACCAUAUGUAUCGAAGUUCCUGAUGUUCAUGAUUACUGUCCAGUCAUUUUUGCUGAAAGUAAAUACAUCUGCAUUGCCUCUCCAUCGAUCCUUAUCUCUGUUUAUGAUCAUUCUUACGGGGCUCCCUUUACCUUCUGUGUGGCUGAACAGCCACCAGGGACAGCUGACUUAUGGGAUAUCAGAUCAAUAAAUGCUACUUCUGCAAUCCUGACGGCUGAGCAGCUUUUAUACGCCACAGUUUACCAAAUCCCAAUCAUCGUGAAGGACAGCUUUAACAGAGCAUGUCAAUUGCCACAGAUUGUGGAGUUAGAGGCCUGUGAUUGUGACUACAACCACAUAUGUUUGUACUCUAGUACCACAGGCAUCAACACAGGGGAUGGCAGCUCGGUUACCAGUGAUAUAGAUGGGACCAUCACUGAAGACCAAAUUGAGGGUUCAAAUGUUGGUCUUGGACCAACAGGGAUUGGCAUGAUUGCCCUGGGACUCUUACUACUGCUUUUGGCGCCCCUCCUGCUCCUCAUGUGUUGCUGCAAACGAAGACAGCCCGAAGGCCUGGGGACGAGGUUUGCUCCCGUGCCAGAGGGGGGAGAUGGAGUGAUGCAGGCCUGGGGAAUAGAAGGGGCCCGCCCGGAGGACAGGGAUGUGUCAAAUAUAUGUGUACCAAUGACAGCCUCUAAUACCCAGGAUCGUAUAGAUUCUUCUGAAAUCUACACUAACACCUACGCGGGCGGAGGAACGGUUGAAGGGGGUGUGUCAGGAGUGGAACUGAACACAGGCCUUGUGACGGCCGCUGGCAUGGCGGCCGGAGGUUCAGCAGGAGCUCGACGGAGGAGGAGUUCCACAAUAGGAACCCAGUGGGAAUAUGCAGACACAGGCCUGAACAUGGCUUUCCUGGACAGUUAUUUCUCUGAGAAAGUCUAUGCUUAUGCAGAUGAGGAUGAAUGUCGGCCUGCAAACGACUGCUUGCUCAUUUAUGACCACGAGGGAGUAGGGUCUCCUGUUGGCUCCAUUGGUUGUUGCAGUUGGAUUGUGGAUGAUUUAGAUGAAAGCUACAUGGAAACUUUAGACCCAAAAUUUAGGACUCUGGCUGAAAUCUGCUUAGACACAGAAAUUGAACCAUUUCCUUCACAGCAGACCUGUAUACCUAUCAGUACUGACCUGCCUUUGCUGGGGCCUAAUUAUUUUGUUAAUGAAUCUUCAGGAAUGACCCUCUCAGAAGCUGAAUUCCAGGCAGAAAUGGCAAUACCGGAACCCAUGAUCCACGGGGAUAUCGUAGUGACAGAGACUUACACAACAGCUGACCCAUGUGUGCAACCCACAACAAUUGUUUUCGAUCCUCAGCUUGCACCCAAUGUUGUAGUGACCGAAACAGUAAUGGCACCUGUCUAUGACGUUCAAGGGAAUAUCUGCAUACCUGCUGAGUUAGCCAACACGCACAAUGUAAUCUAUGCCGAGAGAGUGCUGUCUAGUCCUGGUAUGCCUGACACGAGCAACGGUAGCAUGACUGAUGGCUGUAUGGGGCCUGUAAUGAGUGGCAGUAUUUUGGUAGGGCCAGAAAUUCAAGUGACACAAAUGAUGAGUCCCAACAUUCACGUAAGUCAAACCACUGGCUCCACAUCUCCAAUGACAUCUCGACACAGAGUAACACGAUAUAGUAACAUACAUUACUCCCAACAGUAAGUGCUUUUGGUCAGUAUUCUAUAUGGACACCUUGCACCUAGUGAUCACCAACAUAUCCAUCAAAGAUGUAUAAUGUACUAUAUUUAACAUUUUAGCAGCCGACAAAUAUUUGAACAUUCUAAGAUCAAUGCCACUCUUUGAAUAUAUCUUUGGGGCGGGGGGAGAAUAUGGCUAAGCACUUUAGAUAAGCCUUUUGUAAUUCUUUCUGGUUUUAAAUAAUGUGCCAAAAAACUUAAAGAAAAUAUUUUAUAUCCUUCGAUACUGUCUAAUAAAUAGCACAUAACUCAUAAGGUGAAUCUUAGAGGUCUUCAGCCCUAUAGGACUGGUCAUGUGAACCAGGAUGCUCUUGUUCUUAGAGGUUGCAAAAGAAAUCUUGCCUGCAUUUGCCAGGCAAAUACCUUUAGAGAAAUAUUUCUAUUAAAAAUUUUUAAUUGAAAAAGUGAAUGAAGUAUACAUUUCUGAAAGAAGAUUUAAGAGGAAAAUAGAGCAUCUAUCAUUAGACAUCUGAAGUCAUUUGUUCGGUUUUUCAAGAUAUGCAAUAUUUAGGGCAUGGUUAAUAUAAUACAGGGAAAGUGUUUGCCAGCUGAAUGCACCACUGAAAAUGGUUCACCGAAAAGAAUUAUAUAUAUAUAAAUAGAUAUGCAUAUAUACAUAAAUCAAUAUGGAUGAAUGUGUAUCGCACUUUAUUGAUUUAUAUCAGUAACUGUAAAAUAAUUUGUGAUAGUCAAAAGAAUUAUGACAAUGAUGAAGUAUAAACAGUUCUUAGGGAAAGUAUUAGAGUAUUUCCUUCUUAAGGGGAAUGUUUUCUCUAUUCUUGCUAAUUAUGUCAAAAAACCAUAUGAAAUAUGGUUUACUCGGUUUCAGUGACCUGAGUCAUAGAGCUUUCAUUUGGCAAUCAGAUAGUCUCCAAAGCACCUCUGUAGUCAUGCACGUAUUCAACAAUAUUUACUUAGAAGCUAUUAUGUGUGGAGUGUUGGUCUUGUCUCCGUGAAUAUAUAGGGGAAGAAGACAAACAUGAUUUCUCACUUCAUAGAACUUCUAACUCAUUUCUAGACUUAAAACCCUGGGGAUACAGCUUUGGGUUCCUACCAAGAAUAAGUAACAAAAUAUUUAAGUCCACUACCAAGUUGUGUUUCUCUUUUUAACAUUGCUGCUUCUGCUGAAUGAAUGAAAUGGAAACACUUGCACAGAUUGCUACUCCUUGUAGGUAUAAAGUGGGCUUGUGAAAGAGAGGUUCUAGCAAGAUAGUUUUAUUUAAUUCUGUAAAAUAUGUAAACUGUAUACUGGUAACUAUAAUAUGACCAGUAAGACAAUGUAAAUGAAAUAAACUUAUUGUCAGGGCUUAUUCCUUUUGGAAGGAAAUAACCUCAUUGCUUCUUGAUUUGUUCCUUUAUAACUAAAACUAGUGUAGAAUUUGGAGCAUCACACAUAACCUCUUGCCCAAUUCUCUUAUUUGACAGAAGAGGAAUCUAGAACUAGAGAGGUAAAAUGACCACAACCUGCUGGUUGUGGUACAAUGUGGUACAAAACCUUGAGGCCAUUGCUUGGGCAUUCUGGCCAGUGUUUCAAUGUUGUAACUUCAUCAGACACGGAGAGGAUCUAGUUUGGUCUGUUGCAGGGUCUUUGCUAUUUCCUACUUGGAAGAAAAACUAUCUCUCAAAAAAAAAAAAAUGGGUUUUGUGAAGUUUAAAUGCUGAAUGGCUAGAACGGUAUAAUGCCAGAAGGUUAUUUACAUGUUUUCUCAUCUUUUCCAAAUCACGUGUGUUACCAGUUGUUAUAGUCAUUCUUUACCGUAGUUAUUCACAACCAAGAUUCUGCUACAUUUCAUAACUCCAUAAUUUGACGAAUCCAUAGGGUAGCCAAGGAGCAUCAGUACCGUGGUCAUUUUAACAGUCCCAGCCACGUAACAUCUCACAUGCACUCAGUCCUGUGGCAUAUCCUGAUGUGGAUAUUCUGCUUUUGAACUGUGCAUGUUAUUGGGACAAUAAUUUUAUAAAUUAUGAAAAAAACUAGUAAAUAAUUAAAUGUAAGGUGCUAACAGUAUUAAAACUGAAAAUACUUUAAGACUGAGAAAUUAAGAAAAUAGUACUAAGCAUAAGAAUUUCACCGAAAUCUCUUGUGAGAAGGGUAAGAAAAUUUCUUUGUGAACUUUUCCUUCCAUCAAUACACAAAGAUUUAAGGGUGCUUCCAAAAGAGAAAAUGUACAUCUGGUGGAUGUCUUCCCUAAUACUAUUCAUGGAAACAAGACCAGAACCAUUUCAUUUUCUCUUUUAACAUUAUCAGUGAGGAGAACUCCAUUAUUCCAAGACGGUCAGUAUCACUCAUAUAUGACUUAAAUCUCUGAAAUUGGUAUAUUUUUAAAAUAUCAAACAAAACAGAAAGUGGAAAGCAAGAUUUCCCCUUCACUGCUGAAGAGCUAGGAUACUGAUUUAUGUAGGAGAUAAAGCUGAUACAGCAUUUAUUUUAAGGUUUGAAAAUGAACCCAGAAGCCCAAGAAAUGAGAUUUAAUGAAUAAAUAUAAUAAUGUAUAAUUUCAGUCAUAUCUCUUACCCUAUGCAAUUGCCUGUAGGGAAAGCAUUCAAAUGCAUAAAUGGGUUCUCUCAGAAAAGUCUUGUUAGGUGAAGGGAGAGGAAGACAUUAAGAAAACAGAGUAUUUUAUAACCUUGUUUCCAAAAAAAAAUUAUUUAAAAAAAUUUCCUCUUUUGGAUUAGAUAUUUCUGAUUGCAAUGUAUUCCUGACUGUAAUAGUGUUUUAUAUAUUUCUUCAAUAAAAAAUAUGUGAUAAGGAAAGAAA